Messenger RNA from Apis cerana (Asiatic honeybee), 3661 nucleotides. Its product is annotated as MOXD1 homolog 1. Lineage: Eukaryota; Metazoa; Arthropoda; Insecta; Hymenoptera; Apidae. Gene Ontology annotation, molecular function: dopamine beta-monooxygenase activity; copper ion binding. Gene Ontology annotation, cellular component: secretory granule membrane. Gene Ontology annotation, biological process: norepinephrine biosynthetic process; octopamine biosynthetic process; dopamine catabolic process. The record is from RefSeq and is a predicted model, not a curated record.
AGCCGCGUGCUUAAAUUAGUCCCGGCACAACUGUCGUUCGCGUAACACGUAGGGAAGCGGACGCCAGUCAAACGCACAAGUUUCGCGUUUUGGGAAGCACGAGAAGCGACGGAUACAUCGGAUACUUGGUCAAUUAAUGUAUUAUUCGUUGAUUAAAGAGGAGUGCGAGUAAAGAAGAUUCCUUUAACGAUUUUAAAACGAAACGUGGAUCGUCGACCGUGAGAGGAAAUUUUUCGUUCGGAAGAGAGGAGGGAGAGAGAAGUGGUGAGGUUCGAUUCCGCGAAUUUAGUCGUUUUCUUUUUUUUUUUUUUUGAAAUUUCUCGAAUUAUGGUCGAUAAUUCGCUUCUAUUGGAGGGGUUCUAAGUGAAUUUUUUUCUCAACGACGACUGUAUGGGUUGGGAAUCGUGGAGAAAUUCGUAGAGAAGAAGAAUCGUAUGAAGUUGACGGAGAGGUGAGCGAGCGAGCGAGCGAGCGAGCGAAGAGGACGAAGAAGAGGAAGAAGAUGCUGUUGCUCAGGCUGAUCGUGGUAUCGAGCGUUUGUUGGGUGGCCAGGUGCGAUUUAUUGGACCUGUACGUCCAGCACAUGGACGAGGCCAUGAAAACUUUGGCCUACAGGAGCAGGCAUCAUCGUCCAAAAGACGUCAGGAUAAGAAGAAGCGUUCGGGAGGAGCAGCCGCUUCUUAGAAUCGGCGGCACGUUCAAGAAACAACGGUUGGACGUGGAUAAGGAUUGGUACGCGCAAUGGAAGGCGAAGAGGAAGAUCCUCCCUUACAAAGAGGACGGCCUCGACUUCCCCAAUUCGAGGGAGGAAAACUUGGACCCGAAUCAACACGAGCUGGUCAACGGUAAUCCUGCUCGAAUCCCCGGCCGGGGAGAGUCCGAGGAAACGACGAGCAGGCGACACGCGAUCAGCAACGAAACCGCGAGCGACGAGCUCGAGAUCGAAGUUUCGAAGGAGGAAUCGACGCGGUCCGACGAACCAACGUCGAUCGAUCACGAGGAUCGAUCGAGGGAGGAGACCACCCAGACGAUGGAUUUUCGACGCGACAUCGAGAACGUGGCCAAUUCCCAAUACGAAAUUAUCGGCGAGGCGAACACCCGCCUGUUCGACGAUCCUAUCUUGAAAAGUAUUCCAAAGUCGCGAGACCGCGUCCCCAAGAAGUAUAUACCGCCAAUGGAUAAAUUGGCAAAGCUUUUUCACGCGAAAUACGCGGCUAAUCCGGAGGAGGGGAGCGUGGACAAGAAGAACCGUGGGAGAAGGAGCGUGAAAGAGCCGAGGUUCACGAGACGCGAGAUGUUGGACGACGACGGGGAGGUCGUCCUCGAGUGGGAUCCCUCGGACGAGGAGAUGGUCACUUUCAAGGUGACCGCGAAAACCUUGGGAUACGUCGGCAUUGGAUUCAACGAGAAAAACCACAUGAAGGGGGCUGACAUCCUGCUGGCCUGGGUCGACGAUCACACGGGCACCGUCAAUCUGCUGGACUCGCACGGGAUCGAGGAGCCAGAGGCGGCUCUAGUCACGGACACGUCCCAAGAUGUCAAAGUGCUGGGCGGUUCGCAGAACCAAACUCACACGAGCGUGAUCUUCUCGCGAAGCUGGCAGACCUGUGACCCUCAGGAUCAUCGGCUUACGGGAGACACGAUACGAGUUCUCUGGGCGCUUCAUUCGAGCGAUCCCGAAUUAAAUACAGCGAUUUGGCCUGGCGACAAACGUGGUGGCAGAGCUUUGAGAUUGAAAACCCCUGCUCCUCACGCACCUCCUCGAUACACCGAGGAUAUCAAGCAUUGGGACGUGAAAUUGAAUCAACCACCGGUUUCAGACAACGUGGACACCACCUACUGGUGCAAAAUUUUCAAGGCCCCUCACAAAGAGAAGCACCACAUGAUCGGGUAUACGCCACUGGUGGAAAAGGAGAACGAGGAUCUGGUCCAUCACAUAAUACUGUACGAGUGCGCCUCGACCCUGCCAAUAUUAGGGCAACAUGCGAGGAUCGUCGGGGCGCCUUGCUACAGUCCAACGAUGCCACGCGAGUGGGAAUCCUGUUUGCAACCGGUGUUGGCCUGGGCACGGGGUAGCACAGGGGAAUGGCUUCCGGAGCACGUCGGCAUUUCCAUUGCCGAGCACUCGGAAGGCUCUUAUUAUAUGCUGGAAGUGCAUUAUAACAAUCCGAGCAUGAGGAAGGUGGUGGACAGCAGCGGUGUACGCCUUCAUCUUACUCCUAAACUUCGCCCCCAGGAAGCGGGGAUUCUCGUUGCCGGGGUUGCGGUGAGCCCUCUUCAUCUUAUCCCUCCUAAACAAAAGGAAUACGCCACGGCGGGAUACUGCACUCCUCAUUGCACGCACACGAUGUUCCCCGAGAGCGGAGUGAACAUCGUUUCGGUGGUGCUGCACUCCCAUCUGGCCGGUCGGCGGCUAAGUCUGAAGCAUAUCCGGCAGGGCAAGGAAUUGCCAAGGAUAGUUGAGGACAAUCACUUCGAUUUCGAGUACCAGCAGUCCCACACUCUGGAAAAGGAAGUGAAGGUACUUCCGGGAGACGAGUUGGUGGCCGAAUGCGUUUACGGCACUCUGGAUAGGACCAAGCCUACUUUGGGGGGAUACGCGGCGUCUCAGGAGAUGUGUCUCGCCUUCGUGGUCCAUUAUCCGAGAACACCGCUUGCCGCCUGCUACAGCAUGACACCGUUGAAACAUCUGUUCAAAACAUUAGGAGUGUACAGCUUCAAGGGUGUCACUAUGGACCAUUUGGAGAAGCUUUUCCUAACGACCAGAACGGAUGCCGUAACCAUUCCUUCGACCGGCCAGCAACAACUUCCUAUCUACCCGGCAACGAGGCCCAGCGAGGACAUCGACGAAGAACUUAUCAGGGAGGCCAAGUCGGCGUUGAGGGCCGUGAAAGAUUACACUCUGGAACAGGAUAACGAAAAUGUUUUCUCCAGAUUGAUCAUCGAGGAACCGGAAGAGUUCAGAGGUCGAACUUUGGCAGAGCACAUGCUGGCGUUACCCUGGACAGAAGAACUUCUCGCAAGGGCUAUCGAGCAGAACCUGUAUCACGGAAGACACAUGACUUUCUGCAGAAAGAGGGACGAUAAGCUUGCUCUGCCAGCAGACAUACAAACGUUUCCUAAUUACACGGAAUUACCGGAAGUAAAUGAAACCAUGUGCACGGAAAUGGCAAAAUUAUCCAAUGCCUCGGGGACCUCCUACCUCGAUAUCGCCACGUUCCUCACGAUUCUAGCAAUCGUGACAAUCGUCGUUUCCUGAAAUUAAAAUUUUAUUAAAAACGUUUAAAAAAAGAACUCGUUAUUGAUCGAUAAAGAAAAUAUACGCCUUGAAACGUUUCGCUUAAAAAUCUGUAACCGGUCGAAACAAGGCUGAAAAAAAGAAAAAGAACGAUCGAAAAAGAUUAAUCAAUAAUAAUUCACGGACAAUCUCUCUCUUCGCCUCCAUACGAGAGACGACAAAAUUUUCGAAAAAUUUUGACGGUCCAAUUUAUAUAUAUAUAUAGAAAUAUAAUAUAAUAUAUAUAUAUAAUGUAAUAAUAUGUAAUAUGUACAAUGUAAAUAUAAACCAUCUACUUAUUUAUAAGGUAUUCGCGCUACAAGCCUUUCCUGUAUUUUAUAUCGAUUUUGUAUAAAAAUAAAAAUAAACCAGUCACCAGAAUGA